Molecule: messenger RNA, 7354 nt
Organism: Labeo rohita (rohu)
Lineage: Eukaryota; Metazoa; Chordata; Actinopteri; Cypriniformes; Cyprinidae
Gene: kif13bb
Product: kinesin family member 13Bb
Biological process (GO): microtubule-based movement; regulation of protein localization
Cellular component (GO): adherens junction
Molecular function (GO): cell adhesion molecule binding; microtubule binding; microtubule motor activity
Source: RefSeq, a predicted model, not a curated record
CUUCAGCACUAUUGUAAAUGACGGUGUUGUUCUACCUGCUCGUUCUGUUUACGGUCCGUCAGUCCCGUAUGUGCGUGAUUCACCUGCUCAAACGCUCCUGAAGAUCCCCUGAAGUUUAACACGGAUCGGCCUUGGAAGUGUUUUAUUUCGGUCUGGAUGAGUCAGUGUGUCUGUUCUGGGCAUUUAAUCUGUAACACUUCCACAUGAUCACUGCUGGAAUGACACGCACAGCUCCGUAACGAGUAGUCACACUCUCAAAAAACAGGAACUGCUGAGACAGGUGCAGAAGAUCUUCAAGAUGGAUGAAAGUUCUGUGAAUGAGUCUAAUGUGAAAGUGGCGGUCCGGGUGCGACCCAUGAACAGGAGAGAACGAGACUUGAAGACAAAAUGUGUUGUGGACAUGGAAGGAAAUCAGACCAUCCUGCACCCGGCGAGUGGAAACCUAGGAAAGGGCGACAGCAGGAACAAACCAAAGGUUUUUGCAUAUGAUUAUUGCUUCUGGUCUAUGGAUGAGGCUGAGGCGGCCAAGUUUGCAGGUCAGGAUGUGGUGUUUCAGUGUCUUGGAGAGAGUCUUUUGGACAGCGCUUUCCAAGGAUACAACGCCUGUAUAUUUGCAUAUGGGCAAACAGGCUCAGGAAAGUCGUACACGAUGAUGGGAGCGGCAGAGCAGCCGGGUCUGAUCCCGCGACUCUGCAGUUCUCUGUUCGAACGCACUGUAAAGGAGCAGAGAGAGGGUGAGAGUUUUACAGUGGAGGUGUCCUAUAUGGAGAUCUACAACGAGAAGGUGCGAGACCUUCUAGAUCCCAAAGGGAGCCGGCAGGCGUUGAGGGUCCGGGAGCAUAAAGUGUUUGGCCCGUAUGUAGACGGUCUGUCCCGUCUUGCUGUGGCCAGCUACAAGGACAUCGAGUCUCUGAUGUCGGAGGGGAAUAAAUCCCGCACUGUGGCGGCCACGAACAUGAACGAGGAGAGCAGUCGCUCGCACGCUGUCUUCAACAUCAUUCUGACGCACACGCUCAGAGACCUGCGGACUGGGACAAGUGGAGAGAAGGUGAGCAAACUCAGUUUGGUGGAUCUGGCUGGCAGUGAGAGAGCAGAUAAAACUGGAGCUGGAGGAGAAAGACUCAAAGAAGGCAGCAAUAUUAACAGGUCUCUCACAACUCUUGGACUGGUGAUUUCGGCGUUGGCGGAGCAGGGUGCAGGAAAAAAUAAGAAUAAAUUUGUACCUUACAGAGACUCAGUCCUUACAUGGUUACUGAAGGACAGUUUAGGAGGCAACAGUCGCACAGCUAUGGUUGCAACGGUGAGUCCAGCGGCUGACAACUACGACGAGACUCUGUCCACGCUACGGUACGCAGACCGGGCCAAAAGCAUCGUUAAUCACGCAGUGGUUAACGAAGAUCCGAACGCCAGAAUCAUCAGAGAGCUGAGAGAAGAGGUGGAGAAACUCCGCAGCCAGCUCACCGAGGCUGAGUCAAUGAAAGCUCCUGAGCUCAAAGAUAGACUGGAGGAGUCAGAGAAGCUGAUCCAGGAGAUGACCGUGAGCUGGGAGGAGAAACUCAGGAAGACUGAGGAGAUCGCACAGGAGCGACAGAAGCAGCUGGAGAGUUUGGGAAUUUCUCUGCAGUCAUCUGGGAUCAGAGUCAUCGAUGAUAAAUGCUUCCUGGUUAACCUGAAUGCAGACCCCGCCCUCAAUGAACUGCUCGUCUAUUACUUAAAGGAACACACUCGUGUGGGUUCUGCAGACUCUCAGGACAUUCAGUUGUGUGGUUUGGCGAUUCUGCCAGAGCACUGUCUUAUAGAAAUCAAACUAGAGACGGGAGUCACACUCACCCCGAAGAGAAACGCACGCACAUGUGUGAACGGCGCUGUGGUCUCGACUCCUGUCCAGCUGCAUCAUGGGGAUCGAAUCCUCUGGGGAAACAACCACUUCUUCAGGAUCAGCGUGUCUAACAUGUAUCGUGUUGGUGUUGAGGAUGAGGAGGGAAGCACGACGAAGGCCGGUCUUAACCCUGAGCAUCUGGAUGUGGAUGUAGACCGUCUCAGUCAGGCCUCCAGUGACAACAGCUUCAGUUUUGAGUCCGCACAGACCGAAGUCAUGAUGAAAGCACUGGGAAACAAUGACCCUCUGCAGUCGGUGCUUCACUCUCUGGAGCGCAGGCAUGAGGAGGAGAAACGUUCGGCUCUGGAGCGCCAGCGGCAGAUGUACGAGCAGGAGCUGCAACAGCUGCGCAAACGUCUGUCGACAGAGCUGCAGACCCCAGGCUCUCAUCCGCAGCUCCACCGCAGCAGCGAGCAGCUCAGCGUCAGCAUGCUCUCCUCUCAGAGCCGACUGCGCCAGUGGAGUGAGGAGAGAGAGGUUUUGAUGAAUCGAAGUCUGCUAAAGCUCAAAGACCAGAUCGUAAAGGCCAAUGGGCUGGUUCAGGAGGCCGGAUUCAUCGCUGAAGAGCUCAACAAGAAAACCGACUAUAAAGUCACACUGCAGAUACCGGCUGCCAACCUCAACGCCAACCGCAAGCGGGACACGGUUCUGAGCGAGCCGGCCGUGGAGGUGAGGAGGAAAGGCAAAGGGAAACAGAUCUGGUCCAUGGAGAAGAUGGAGAACCGGCUGGUGGACAUGAGAGAACUCUACCAGGAGUGGAAAGACUAUGACGAGGACAAUCCUGCCAUGCGUUCCUACUUCAAGCGUGCCGAUCCGUUCUUUGACGAGCAGGAAAAUCACAGUCUGAUCGGUGUGGCGAACGUCUUCCUGUCCUGUUUGCUGUACGACGUCAAGCUGCAAUAUGCAGUUCCCAUCAUCAACCAGAAGGGGGAGAUGGCAGGUCGCCUUCACGUAGAAGUUCAGCGUCUGAGUGGAGAACUAGACGAGCGGGAGACGGGAGGCUCUGAGAUCAGUCCGGACGGCGAAACGCAAGAACGCAAACUUACCUGCAUGAUCAAGGUGUUGCAGGCGACAGGAUUGCCUCUGCACCUCUCGAACUUCGUUUUCUGUCAGUAUCAUUUCUGGGAGCAACAGGAACCCGUGUUUAUCGCCCCGGAGGUGGGUCUGUCCGCCCCCAGCAGCCGAGAGCCGCAGAGUCUGGUGCUGUUUGACAGCUGCAAGACUCUGGAAGUGACCGUAACUGAAGAAUUUCUGGACUUUCUGAUGGACGGCGCUGUGGCGGUUGAGGUUUAUGGGCACAAACAGGCAAAUCCGCGCAGGAAUCUGGCUCUCUGGGAUCUCGGGGUGAUUCAGGCAAAGACUCGCUCUCUCAGAGAGAGGUGGAGUGAAGUGACCCGCAGGCUGGAGCUCUGGGUUCAGAUCCUGGAGCUGAACGAUGCUGGAGAGUUUGUGCCGGUGGAGGUUCAGCCAGCUAAGGACGUCUGCACAGGAGGAAUCUUUCAGCUCAAACAUGGUCAGUCCAGGCGUGUUCAGGUGGAGGUGCGUUCGGUCCAGGACUCCGGCACCAUGCCUCUGAUCACCGAGUCUGUGCUCAGCGUCUCUGUCGGCAAUGUGGAGGUCCAUCACACUCGAUCCGGCAAAAGCAUAGAGACCCAGAGGAUGGAAGACAAAGAUGUCGACAGUUAUCAGGAGGUUGAUCUGGAGAGACUGAGGGCCCGGUGGCUCACAGCUCUGACUGAACGACAGGAAUAUCUGGAUCAACGUCUCCAGAAACUUGUUGGCAAGCAAGAUAAGUCAGAAGAGGACGUGGAGAGCGAGUCCCAGCUGCUGGAGUGUCGUCUGACACUGACGGAGGAGAGAAACGCUGUACUGGUGCCCUCUGCUGGCAGCGGUAUCCCAGGAGCCCCGGCGGAGUGGCUUCCUAUGCCAGGAAUGGAGACCCACAUCCCAGUCAUCUUCCUGGACCUCAGCGCUGAUGAUUUCCAUGAUCAUCUGUCCGCUCCUCUAGCUGGAGGUGUGGAUGCUGCGCUCGACAGAGAAGAUAAAGAUGAUUUUAUAGACUUACAGAUAGUCAAACACUACGAGACAGUGGUGAAGGCAGAGGCAUCAUGGGACUGCACCGUUCAUGACAGUUCUGAGCUAAAUCGAGCGACGGGGCUGGAUCAGAGGAUUUACCUCACCGUCCGCACCAGCGUUCUGCUCAGUCAUCCCGCACAAAUGCAGCUGGUCCUACGCAAGCGCAUCUGUGUGAACCUCACCGGACGACAGGGUUUUGCUCAAAGUCUGCUGAAGAGGAUGUCUCACCGCAGUUCAAUUCAUGGCUGUGGAGUCACGUUUGAGAUCGUCUCAAAUAUCCCAGGGGACAUUCAAAGCUCUGAGGACAGAGAGAUGCUCGCUCGACUGGCCACCAGCACAGACAAACCAGGAGCCGACAGUGAAGCCGCCAUCGAGAAAUACCUGCGGAGUGUGUUAGCGGUGGACAACAUCCUCACGCUGGACCGUCUCAGACAGGAGGUUUCAGUGAGGGAACAUAUGACAGAUAAAGGAAAGAUUCCCAAACGCUGCCUCAGUUCACCAAAUGUUCAACGGCUCUCUGGAAGCAGGAAAGAUCUGUCCACCAGCCAAGACUCAGAAGACAGUAAAGGUGGUUUUGACAGUCGGCAGGAGAUUUCUGUGCUAACAUCAUCUCCAAAGAAUCAAUCUCGCUCAGCGUCAGUACAAAAUCAAAACUCAGAGCCAGGUAACUGUCCUCAUCCUCCUCUGCUGUCCACGUUUUCCUUCUCAGGUCUCUCAGGAUUUGCUGCAUCUUAUUUCUCCCCAGUGAAAGCUUUAGUGUCUCCAGUACCCAAGAUGUUCAAGUCUCUGUUAUCCAAGAAAGAGGAGAAGAAAGAGAUGCCUCCUCCUGCUGGCUUUGAGCAGAAUGUGCCACGUAUUAUUGUGCAGUCUGUCAGUCAUGAAGACAUCAACAGCUAUGAACUGACUCCACAGGGUCCAACAAAAGACACAAUUCAAGACAGCCAAUCAGAAUCUGCUUCCUUUGUGCCCAUAUUUCCGGUUAUUCUUGAUAAAGUAGAGACCACUGAAGCAUGCACCAUAUCCUCAGAAACCACAUCUAGUAUCCAGAUAAGCCAUGCAAUGGAAACUCCAAUUUCAGAGAACCCAGAGAACGUUGAGGAGGUUCCGCUGCCUCAUCUUCCUCAAGAAGUUAAAGAAGUUCCACCUCAUUCUGUUCCUACAGUGGUUGAGAAAGUGCUACCUUCUAAUCGUUCUCUAGAGGUUGAGGUUUCACCUCUUAAUCCAUCUUCAGAGGUUGAGGAAGCUCUACUUCCAUCUGUUCCUUCAGUGGAUGAGGAAGUUCUAUCUUCCAGUCCUUCUUCAGAGGUUGAGAGGGUUCUACCUCCAUCUGUUCCUUCAGUGGAUGAGGAAGUUCUACCUUCCAAUCUUUCUUCAGAGGUUGAGGAGGUUCUACCUACAUCUGUUCCUCCAGUGGCUGAGGAAGUUCUACCUCCUAAUCAUUCUUCAGAGGUUGAGGAGGUUCUACCUACAUCCGUUCCUCCAGUGGCUGAGGAAGUUCUACCUCCUAACUUUUCUUCAGAGGCUGAGAAGGUUCUACCUGUAUUUGUUUCUCCAGAGGCUAAGGAGGAUUCUUCUUCAUCUGUUCCUGCAGAGAUCAAAGAGGUUCCACAUCUUUCUGUUUCUCCAGGACUCAAAGAGUCUGUACCUCCUACUGUUCCAUCAGAGAUUAAGGAGGUUCCACCUCCUGCUCCUGUAGAGGUUGAAGAGCCAAAGCAAAGCCCGGUUGGUGACUCAACAGACGGCUCCAUCAGCGAUGUCUCAAGUGGUUACAUUUCUACAAGUGUCUCCACAGCGACUCUCUCUGAGUGUGCGCUCUCGACUGUUGAUUCUCCUGUCCUCGACAACACAGAGACCAAAAUAGACACUACCUUCAAGAAGGUUGAACCAAAAACAGAGUUUGUGCCAACAAGCAGCACAUCUCCAGAGCAUCAAUCCAAACUUGAACCAGCUGACCUGGAACUUGGAGAACAGAUAUCUGCAGAAUCCCAGACGUUAGAAGAACAUGGUCAAGAUGCAUCUCCUCAAAAACCCCUCAGAGUUUCUGAUUCCUUACCUCAAGAAAUUUCUGAAGCCAACGUCUCUUUAUCCCAUUCAGCUGCACCACCAGUUGCCUCAAAAACAUCUAAUCCAUCAGUACCGGUGAAGGCCGCUAAGCCAUCGACAGCUGCCCAGCAAUCAAGAUCUGAACAAAACGUCAAACUCACUCCUGCUCCCGCCUCCAACCCAUUCCAAAUCCACCGAGUCAAGACCUCCGGCCUAAAGUCUUUCAAUAGGAUCCUGCAUGAAGAUGAAGAGGAUAAAACAAAACUCAGUAACUCUUUAUCUGCAUUGAGCGAGUCUCAAGAAAGACUAGAGAUCCUUUCGGAUUCAGAAGAAAACUUUGAGACUCCCGAUUGGCUAAAGGAGGGGGAAUACGUUUCUGUGGGCACUAAUAAAACUGGAACAGUCCGUUACGUUGGACCGACUGAAUUUGCAGAGGGUGUUUGGGUUGGAGUGGAACUUGAUGUACCAGCAGGUAAAAACGAUGGUUCAGUUGCCGGUCGCCAUUACUUCCAUUGCAACCCUGGAUACGGCGUUCUCGUGAGACCAAAUCGGGUCACGAAAGCAACGGGUACCGCUAAACGGUUGAGGCAGAAACGCAAGCAGAACCUCUCAGGAUCUAGUCCCAACUUGGCAGCCCUUACAGCGCUGGCCAAAGGAGAAGCCGGCGCACGCAAGAGUGAAAACAGGAAGUCUUGGGUUAGCUGAGGACAGUGCAUCCUUGUUAAUGGACUUGUACGGAGGACAGUAUCGGUAUGGCACUGAAACACUACACUGAUACCUGCAAGAAUGUAACCGCGAUCUGAUUUACUAAUGCAUAUCUACACUACAUAGUGCCUAGUGUUUGAAAAACCCAUGCGUCAAGGCAUAUUUUCAGCAGUAUUUUUAGUAUUAUUCUUUUUUUUUAAUUUAAUAUCACAAAGUGCCUUGUUUAUCUGAACCCAGUGUCAGGGAGGAUGUGCAUGCAUUGGUUUCCUAGAAAAUGCAGGAUAUUGAUGGAUUCACUAAGCGCUUCAUUUCAUUUUAUAUACAGUAGGUAGGUGAGAUGGGUUUUACUGGUGGAGAUUAAAAGUGCCAGACGUUUUAUUCAGACAGUUUUAUUCAUAAAUGAUUGUUUUUAGUGUUAUUAUGGUGAGUUAGUUCUGUAUUUUCUCUGGUUUGGUACCUUUGUGUUAUUGUUUUUCCUUCUUCUUUUGAAUGAGUAAUUUAUGAUCAAAUUGUUAUUUAUUUUUCAGAUCAAGCUAAUGACAAAAAAAUAAUAAUGCUGAAGAUUUUAUAUUUCAAUGGUGAAAGUAAUAAACUUUAUUAUUUUAUUAUCCUGCCUUAUAAACCUCUGAAUGCUGUAGUAAAAGAUUUUAU